Molecule: messenger RNA, 4396 nt
Organism: Mangifera indica (mango)
Lineage: Eukaryota; Viridiplantae; Streptophyta; Magnoliopsida; Sapindales; Anacardiaceae
Product: protein ENHANCED DOWNY MILDEW 2-like
Exons: 20
Coding region: 323-4240 (1305 amino acids)
Source: RefSeq, a predicted model, not a curated record
CUUCCAAUAAAUUAGCGGUUGAAUUUCUCUUUAUCAACUUCCUAUUCGAUUCAAAAUUUUAAUUGCUUUCUUCCAGAAGCCCUACUCGAAGUCUCUCUCUGGCGAUUUUGGUUUUAAUUACUUAGAAUAAUAAUUCGAGUUGUUUAUCAUCAGGCAUUCUGUUUGGUUACUCAGAAAAUUUCGGAAAGGGAAAAUAAGUGAAGGAAAGAAAGUUCGAGGGCUUAUUUCGCCUUCGCCACGUAACUCUUACUGUAUAACCGCGAAAUAAUAUUGCAAAAUUGGGAGAAGAAAAAUAUAGAGUGGAAGCACCGGUGAGUUUGGCAUGUGUUGUUUAGGUACAAUUGAGAAGUCAAGGGUGAUGAUGGCAUCUUCAGAUGAUGAGAGUGAGGUUGGGCCAGUUUCAAAUUACAAUUUUGUAGAUGAGAAAGAUGAGCCUGUUUCAUUUUCUGUGUUGCCAGUUCAGUGGGAUGAAGAUGAGAAUGCUACUGGUAACAAAAUGCAUAUAUUCUUGGACGGAACUGCUGAUAAUGGGCUCCAGAAGAUUUAUAAGCGCGUAGUAGGUUGGAGAUUUGAUCUUACUAAUGAAAAUCCUGAAAUAUAUGUGCUUUCUAAAGAAAAAAGUUGGAUAAAACUUCAGAAACCUAGGAAAAGCUUUGAGAAAAUUAUUAGGACAAUAUUGAUCACAGUGCAUUGCCUUUCUUAUGCAAAAAGAAAUCCAGAAGCAACUGGGAAAUCUAUUUGGGACCACUUGUCUAAGGUCUUCAGCUUGCAUGAGGUGAGACCUUCACAAAAUGAUUUGGUGGACCACAUGGAUUUAGUCAGUGAAGCGCUUAAAAGGGAUGUGACCUUAGCAAAGUCUAAGUUUCUGCUCAAAUUUUUAGAAGAGAAGCCGAGGAAGAGGAGACUAUCUGAUGAGGAUCUUCAAUCUGUGAUGAGAUCUAGUUUCAUAGUUGAUGAUCAAGAUGAUAUGAUCGAUGAUGGAGGGGAUGAUGACUCCAAUAAAGAGGAAGACUUAUUUGAUACUGUUUGUUCGAUUUGUGAUAAUGGUGGUGAACUCUUGUGUUGUGAAAAGGGGUGCAAGAGGUCAUUUCAUGCAACUGUAGAGGAUGGUGAAGAAUCGCAGUGUGUAUCUCUUGGCCUUACUAAGGAUGAAGUGGACGCAAUUCGGAAAUUUUCCUGUAAGAAUUGUGAAUAUAAGCAACAUCAGUGCUUUAUUUGUGGAAAGUUAGGUUCCUCUGAAAAGGCUUCUGGUGCAGAGGUUUUUCGUUGUGAUUCUGCGAGCUGUGGUCGCUUUUAUCAUCCCCAUUGUGUCUCAAAAUGGCUUUUGGGAGGUGAUGAAGUUGCUGUGAAACAGUUUCAGGAAAGCAUUUUUUCUGGAGAAUCCUUUAUAUGUCCCAUUCACAAAUGCUAUGUUUGUAAACAAUUUGAGAUUGAGAAGGACAUAGAUCUGCAGUUUGCUUUGUGCAGGCGGUGCCCCAAGGCUUACCACAGGAAAUGCUUGCCAAGGGACAUUGUAUUUGAGGGUGAAGAAGAAGAUGGUGUAAUAGCCAGAGCUUGGGAGGGUCUAUUGCCUAAUCGCAUUUUGAUAUAUUGUACAAAACAUGAGAUUGAUGAAGACAUGGGGACUCCAAUUCGAGAUCAUAUUAGUUUUCCUGGUAUGGAAUUAAAGAAGACUAUUUUUGAGGGACUGAAACAAAAACAGACAUCAGCAAUACCUGCAACCAAGGAGAAAUUUGUGUCAAUGAAAAGCACUCUCAACUCAAUAGCAUGCACUUCAGCAAAACCUGCUGUGAAUGUGCUUAAACGUUUUCCUUCUGUUGUGAAGCAGAGUGAAUCUACUAGAAAAAUUCAGAAGCUAUCUGGUGGUUCAGACCAAUCAAUGAAAAUUAAAGCAAAGGAUGCUCACAGAAAGAAUGUGAAGGAAACUGUAAAGUCUGUCUUACUGGAGGUAGAUAGGUCCUACAUGCCUGAUGCAAAGAAAACCUCCCUGUCUCUUGUCAGUGAACUUCAGAAGAGUGUAUCUGUUAAACCUACCAAAAUGAAGUUGAGUGAGCUACCUUCGUUAGAUGCUGAAACCGAGAGGAGGUUACUUUCUUUGAUGAAAGAUGCUGCUUCCAAAAUAACUUUGAAAGACAUUCAAAAAAGGCUCAGAAUUCCAUCUACGCAUACAAAUUCCUUAAAAGCAGUUGUUGACAAGGCCAUCUCAAUGGAAAAAGUGGAGGGCUCAGUUGAGGCUGUUCGAACUGCUUUAAAGAAACUAGAGGAAGAAGGAAGCAGUAUUGAAGAUUCAAAAGCUGUUUGUGAACCUGAGGUUGUCAAUCAGAUCUUUAAGUGGAAGAGCAAACUUAAGGUGUAUCUUGCUCCCUUUUUCCAUGCUGCACGAUAUACAUCAUUUGGUCGCCAUUUUACUAAAACAGAGAAACUUCAAGAGAUUGUUGAUAAGCUCCAUUGGUAUGUACAAGAUGGAGAUAUGAUUGUUGAUUUCUGUUGUGGCGCUAAUGAGUUUAGUAGCCUAUUGAAAAAGAAGCUUGAAGAAACUGGGAAGAGAUGCUUUUACAAAAAUUUUGACAUCUUGCAGGCUAAGAACAACUUCAAUUUUGAGAAGAGAGACUGGAUGACAGUUAAACCUCAAGAAUUAGCUCCAGGGUCCCAAUUGAUUAUGGGACUAAAUCCUCCUUUUGGAGUUAAAGCAGCUUUGGCAAACAAAUUUAUUAAUAAAGCUCUGGAGUUUAACCCGAAGCUCCUUAUUCUGAUUGUUCCACCAGAGGCAGAAAGGCUGGACAAAAAGACAACACCUUAUGUUCUGGUUUGGGAGGACGAUCUGUUUCUCACUGGAAAGUCAUUCUAUCUUCCUGGAUCUGUUGAUGAGAAGGACAAGCAAAUGGAUCAGUGGAACUUAACAGUGCCACCGCUCUAUCUUUGGAGUCACCCUGAUUGGGCUGCUGGACACAAGGUUAUAGCUGAAAAGCAUGGUCACAUAUCCAGGCAACAGGAAGCAUCAGAUUUGGGAAGAAACUGCAAUGAGACUCAUAUCCUUGAUCAUCCAAUGGAAGAUGUUCACUGUGACGAUGGUGAUGCCUUUAUGGCGACAGAUCUUCUGUCACAAAAUGUUCGUGGUGAUUAUGUUGAAACCUCCAUGUGGGGAGAUCUCUCUUUGGAAAAUAUUCUUGGUCAUUUUGAUGGUACUACCAUGAUGACAGGUCUUCCUCAAAACAUUGAAAUGGAGGUACCCAUGCAAAUAUCAGAUACUGAUGAAGGAAAUUCACCUGACAAAACUAGUGGGGGAGAAAGCAAUGGCGGUGGCUCUGGGGAGAAUCAGUCUAGGAAGGCUUCAAUGAAGAGGGAGCGGGAUAAGAAGGCUGGAAGAGGAAUGAGUGAAAAAUCUUCUUUGGACAGACAUAAUGUUGGGAGGAAUCUGGGAAGUGAGACAUACAAGGGAAUUCCUCAAAGUCCACCAGCCAGCAUGAUUGAUGGAAGAUCCUCUGUGGAACAACACAUGUCCAAAUGUGCUGAGAUACCUUCACAUGUCGGAUUUGGCGAAAAUGGUCAUCAACAUUUUGAUGAGCAGAGGUUGCCUCACUGUUCUCCAGCCAAUGUGUUUGAUAGAAUAUCAAUGCUGGAGGGUCACUCUUCCAGAUCUACUGAGGUGCCUCCACAUGCUGGACUUGGCAAUGAUGGUUAUCAUCAUUUUGGUGACAAGGGAAUGUCUUACCAUUCAUCCCUCAACAUGAUCCAAGGAAUGCCUUCAUUGGACAGCCAUCCAUCCAAAUCCAUUGACAUACCAUCAUGUACUGGUUUUGGCAACAAUAGUUAUCGACAUUUUGAGCCUACCACCUCUGGUUCACAUAUGCAGUUUGGAACAGCAUAUCACGGAAACACCCAGCCUAGCUUCCCUGAUGGUACGGGUUGGAGAUACGGGAUGAACAACAAUGAGUCAGAUCUAGCCACAUCUCCUCCUCGUUAUGGUCAGAUGGGAGCAUUUCUGCCUCCUACGUUUGGACACUUAGGUUCAAUACCUGAGUCAUCUUACAGGAUGAACAUGUCAACCAUGGAUCAGUACAAUUCUCAACUGGGUGGUGCAAACCACCAGAGCGUAACUCAUUUGCGAUCAGAGCCACCCAUGUUGCCUAGAACAAGCUUUAAUGAUCUUAGAGCACCCCCCGAUACCGGAUUCCCAUCUGGCAUGGGCUUUGCUUCUGGUCCUUAUGAACCAGGUACCCAAGGUUGGUUGGACCCGUAAUUCAGAUUUUUUGUUGACUGACUCUUCGAAGGUACAAUCUAGUCAAAUUUAACAAUUUGUGGAGAAAUUUUAUGUGCUCUCUUACCUAGAAUAAUUAUCAUGAUUAUGCUUACCCAACGAUUGUGAGAAAAAGAAAUAUAUUGAGUAGUGUUGAAA